GAAUUUGGAAAUAGGAAGAAAAUGUGCGACAUCGCUGAUAAGGAAGCUAGAUUUUGCUAUCAUGAUGACAAUGAGAAACGGUGUUGUGAAAGCUGCAAACGUCACCGAACCGGAGUCAAAGGGUGCGAAUUCGGCGAUCGACUUCCUGACUGCAACCAACGUCGGUGUCCCGACUAUAAUUAUGCCGUCCAGUGUUGUAAGACGUGUGCACAGACAAAGGAAAAGGUCACUUCACUAGUUCCAGCAUCCCCAACACCCUCACAGAGCGUUGUAUUCUUCGUAGAUCAUACACAUGUUAAGGGAGACAGUAGUGUCACAACAUUGUCAGAAAAUGUUCCGUCCAGCGUACUUCCAACAUUAUCAUCACCUUUAAGGCAUAACAGAAGAAAUCAGGACAAUACACUUAUUGUACAAAGGGAAUUAGAAGUUGACAGUGAUGCAGACAUUCCAGUGUCAGCCUUAUCACAGAACAUCGGAACAAUGAAACCUUUAGUCGAAAUGCAGGUCGCACAUAACGCCAAACAAUUUAAAUCACAAGGACCUCUCAUACCCCAAAGUAAGGUUGACAGCAAGGUAAGGCCAACACUUCGCCCAAAUACGAAACCUUCAACUAGAACAACGGAACCAUUCAGACGUUCAUCAACGUCAACUUCGCAGGGGAAACGGAAACAGAAAUUUAAAAAACAGCAAAAGAUACAAAGACGACAACAACCAUCAGUUAAAUCACGGAAUCGAAAUCGGCGUUUAAAUAUAAAACCUUCCCCAAAAUAUAACCAACGGAAGAAAAGCAACACCUCAAGACACUCGCGUUUGAUGACAACAACAUUCCGAACAAAAACAAACUUACACCCAGCGAAAAGAAUAAAAAACAAGUUCACAUAUCCAACAAAGAAAUGCGUCAAACCCGAAGCGACUUUUAUGUCACUGAAGUGUCGAUGGUUGGUUCGACUGAUGAAAGGCCUUUGUUCCAAUGCUUUGCUGGGAAGUAUUUGUUGUAAGCCAUGCACACCUUCAAAGAAAAAAGAAUUCGUAUGUAAAGAUCAGCAAGGGUGCAUAGCUAAAACUGGAGCUCACUGCUACAAUGAUAUAGUUCGUUACAAAUGCUGCGCCACGUGUAAACGGUUCGAAACGGGUUACGCAGAUUGCCGAUAUGGUGACCGAGAGAGCCAUUGUAGCCUGUUUAUGCAUUACAUGCCUGCAUACACUUGUGGUGCCUUCAAACAAAAAUGCUGCAUGUCAUGUCAAAGUAACACUGCACCAAUAACAACAAUUACACCGAGGGUCUUCCGGAAUGAAGUUCAUCCUUCCAAGCCGUUCCAGGACCGGAAAAGCCUGUUUAGAUCAACACGUCAUCACAGACAGUGGUAGUAUCAAGUUAAAACAACGGUGUCAUUUUUGUUCUCAUCUUUCAUACCGAAUAUCUUCUGGAUUCGAAUUAACAUUUGCUAAUUCUAUAUUUGGACACCAGAUACAUACAUGGCAUAUUUGUUCAUUAGCUAAUAAUAUUCAUCGCGAUAUGAAUCCACAAGCUGGAGAAAACAAAAAAAUAUGGAAACAUUGUGAUCACUAUCCAAAAAUACUACUGGGAACAAGGAUCGAACAAAUCAUUGGAAAACCUCAGGACUGUUGCUAUUCAUCGUUAGAAUACCUGCGUUAUACCUGUUGAUAAUCAUCGUCAGUUCAUCGUCAGGACACCUACGUCAAACCUGUUGAUAUUCAUUGUCAGUUCAUCGUCAGGACACCUACGUCAAACAUGUUGAUAUUCAUCGUCAGAACACCUACGUCAGACUUGUUCAUGUUCAUCGUCAGAACACCUACGUCAGAUCUGUUGAUAUUCAUCGUUAGGACACCUACGUCAGAUCUGUUCAUGUUCAUCGUCAAAACACCCACGUCAGACCUGUUGAUAUUCAUCGUCAGAACACCUACGUCAGAACCGUUCAUAUUCAUCGUCAUUUUGAUCUCGGAAGGCCUUCCUAUCUAUCAGGAUUCGUCUGCGCCGCAUAAUUUGAAGGCCAGGCAUUUUCCGCAUAACAGAAACAAGUUUCCUUGAGUGUUGCUUCACCUUAUAAAAGACGCAGUUGCAUAUUUAAAUGUUUUAAAAUUUCGUCCUAAUAUGGUUUCAACUUUAUUUUUGUCUGAAGCGCAUUGCCAAUAGUUACAUGAUGGCCUUGUUAUGACGCCCGUUAUUGAAAUCCAAAAUCAACUCAUUUCCGUGUCUGUAAUACAUAGAUUUCAUCACCUAGCUAGAUUAAUACACAUUGUAAUUGAGUUGUAUAGGAAUAACUUAUUAUGAUCGUUUUGUAUAUAUUUCGGAUAUUCUUCAGCUGUUAAUUAAGGAGACGAUAGCUUUUCAAUUUUAACAAUGUACAUUUUCACAAAUUAACCGAUUUAUAUUAUUAUACUCGAUUUUAUUAUCACAUAAUUAAACUUAGAAAAUAUGUGCAUGUAAUCAUCCUUUGUAAAUGGAUAGAAAACGUCCAAACUUAAACUUUUUGAUACGUUACGCCUUAUCUUGUAUAUCUAUAUACAUUGAGCUGAACUAUCCUCAAUGAAUUAUUCCACAGUGUAACAUAAAACACAGUGAGGUGAUAAUAUGAUCAUUCUCCCGAUAACACCAAUAACACCAACUGUAUGAAGUGUUUGGUUUAUAUAUAUAUCAUAAGUUUUUAAGAAGUUUGUAUAAAUGAUAAUAUUUCGAGUAUUAUACCUUUUCAUUCGUUUGAGAAUGUAAGCGGCCCUGUAGCCUUUUCCUGUAUAGCAUUGUUUGGUAAUAUACCCACACGUAACAUAAUACGUCACGUAAUAUGUCACGUGUAAUACUGUCUAUUACGACGGCGGAUACACAGCAGUCUGAUGUUUUCUGGUCAAUUAUACACACGUGGGGUUGAUUGGUCUUCUGAAGAUCAAUUAUGUAAUCUUAGAAAUGUAUCAUACUGUCAAUUAAAUGACGUUUUCACUCAAA
Molecule: messenger RNA, 2962 nt
Organism: Pecten maximus
Lineage: Eukaryota; Metazoa; Mollusca; Bivalvia; Pectinida; Pectinidae
Exons: 5
Coding region: 22-1368 (448 amino acids)
Source: RefSeq, a predicted model, not a curated record